GGCUGAUUUAUGGUUCCGCGUUACACCAACGCAGACCCUACGGCGCAGGGUACGCCGUAACCCUACGGCGUAGGCUCUGCGUCUAUUUAACGCGGAACCAUACUUUAGGCUUCAGUUCCUGAUGAAUCAGGCCGGCCGCGGCCGACACCUUUCCGCCUGUUUGGUUAGAAGUCCGGUCUCCGCAGGUGCGUUCAAUGGUCGUGAGAAACGGCGGUGCGAGGACUGCGUCGCUGAUGUGCGCUGAUGUGACGCUUCUCCGCGUCCCCUGGACACGCACCGCACUGCGCCAUGGCGACGACAAACUCAUACAUCUGAGUUUAUAGGAAGUCGACUCAACAGGCAGCUGUUAAUCGUGUAACAUGGUGGAUUACACUAUCACAGAUGUCCCAGGAACUCUUGAUUCAAAGACCCGUGGCCCUUGUAAAAUGGAGGAGCUGACUGUAAUGGCAUUGCUGGAAUGUCCCCUGUGUUUGGAGCAACUGGAUGCCACGGCAAAGGUCCUGCCCUGCCAGCACACUUUCUGCGUGUCCUGUCUGCAGCAGAGGGAAGCCGCCCAGCCUCAGCUGCUCUGCCCAGAGUGUGGCGUCCCUGCAGCGGCCAGGACGGCGGCAGAGCUUCCCCAAAACCUCCUACUAGUGCAGCUGCUAGGAGGGCUCCAGGGCAGGGAGGCUCAGAGAGUCCACCAACCGGCACCCUUGGCCAGGGUCACCUUGACAGCCAGGGACGGGCAACAGCGAGAGAGUCAGCACAGGGACAAGCAAGGACUUAAUGAGGUGGCUCCCAGAACCUCAGCAUAUAAACAACAAAGUGAAAUAUCAAGGGAGCUGUCCAGUAGUAUCCCUCCAAACCACAAAGUGGAAGACAACUGGCACAGUGAAGACACCGGUAACAAUAGCAGAGCAUCAGUGGAUGCGCUGCAGGCAUUCAGUCAGGCAUCUCAGCUUCAGCACCUCCAUCAGGCCCAAGCUCUGCCUCUCUGCAAGGCGCUGCGGGACUUUGACCCCGAAGAGAUGAACCGGGAUGACAGCAAAUAUUGUCUCAGCUUCCUCAAGGGGGACAUCCUAACAGUCAUCAGACGAGUGGAUGAGCACUGGAUUGAAGCCAAGCGUGGAGAAAAAGUUGGAAUUUGUCCUCUACAGUUUACAGAGCCUUACUCUGCUGCUGCCAAACUGUUAAAGGGAAAGAGUCGGAGGGGGGGUGACUCAGCAGAAUCUCCCCAUCAGGCUGGGAGCGGGGGCAAAGACAAGGCCACUGACACAUCCAGCAGGACAGCCCAUUACGGAGCACCCUGGGUCCCAGCAAAGACAGCCCCCCUCAGCGCUUCACCUCUCUCCAUCCAGCAGAAACAGUCCAAAGUCGGCGGCAGCAACAACUUUUACCAAUCUCACGCCUACCACUACACCUCCGAGCACAGGGGUCAGACACAGCGUGUCUCGCUGCCCUCAGCUGCACGGAGCAACUCAUACCCCUCUAGAGUGAAUCCCCUGCGACUUAGCCACCACUCUGAGCAUCACAGACGCCAUUCACAGAGUGAGAGGAAGAUGACCAGUGAGACUCCACCCACCAUCUCUAUGGCUCUGAUAAACCCCCAAGUGCCCUCUGCCUCUGCAGACGGCAGAAACUCCUCCACGCAGCAGCUCUCCAUCAGCGUGUGUGCCGUCCUGUACUCGUAUAAACCUCGACGACCGGAGGAGCUGGAGCUGAGGAAAGGAGAGAUGGUGGGAGUGUAUGGAAAGUUCAAAGAGGGCUGGCUGCGUGGGUUGUCUCUCAGAACAGGCAAAGUGGGCAUUCUCCCAAGCAACUACAUCACACCUGUGCUCAGAACCUCAGCUCGACUUCUGGAAACCAAGGCCACUAAUCCGUCCUCGCAGUACCACACAGCGGCUGGAAAAAAACCCACCGUUUCAAAGAAUCCUGCUGUGGUCCUUGCACUUGACAGGGUGAACGGUGAUGGAGCGAUUUACUCAACAGGACAGCUCCAGUCUGUGCCAAGUGGAGCACAGCAUGCAAUGUCAUCCACUGCCUCCGUAAAACCAUCUUUCUAUGGGAGUUCUCAAGGUUGGGACACCGUAAGGCGUAUUUUUAACCCACACAGAGGCUCAAACCAUUCGUCUCAACUGUCCAAUUUUAGUAUUCCGUCCAACUCGCAACACUUUGCACAAGUUCAGGCGUCAGGUUACUCACCUGCCCUGCAGAGGAAGAAAAACAGCAGCAUCCUAAACUCCAAACCACUGGGCUGGAUGACAGAGCCAGCAGCGCCCUCUGCUGCUGCAGUCAUGAACUUAACCUCCUCACAUGAGCCAUUUCAGCAUCAAAGGCAUCAUACAAAUAUCCCUCAGUCAAUUCUGGUCAAACCAGACACACACAAGAAUAACACAGACAAGCUUCCAAAGUCUGUGAGGUUCCUCUCAGCUGAAGAAUCCCCUCCUCCAAGACAUCGAACUUCUUCUUGGUCGUCAGGAACUCAGGUUCUCCCCAACUGCCGUCCUGGACCCCCUCUUUUAGAAGUGUGGGCUCCAUCACUCACUCUGGGCAGAGAUGGACCAGGGAUCAUUCUCAAAGAAGGGAAAUCUCCUAUUCUCAGGACAGGCCUUGAAACAGCCAAUCCGAAUUCUAACCCACAGAAACCACCGCCCUCACAUCCCCCCCUGUCAGCCUUGUCAGCUCAGUUCAGCCCCAGCAGACACAGAGUGAUCACAACACAUUUAGCCCAGACAGACUCGGAGCUCUGCCUGCUGCACGGAGAGAUGGUCCUCGUCCACAGACCUCGAGCGGAUGGGCGGGUUCUUAUUACUCAGGAGAGCAGUGGACAGACUGGAUUAUUCAAUAGCACUAUUCUUCAAGCCCUUGAGAGGCUCAGCUGACUUUGUAUAUCUGUUGUCCUCAUGUUUAUUUCUACCUUCUUUGUGUUCAGACUGCCACAACACUUGACUAGCCAACUGAACAUGAUGUGUAUUUAGGUCCAGAUGAAAUGUUAUAUUGGUUCUGACCGAAUAUCAGGAUCUGUUUAAAUUGUUUGGAAAUAUAUUUUAUCUUUUAUUUUGUACGCAUGUUUGUGACAUGUACAUGUAAGACAUUGCAUUAAAACCCACUUCAUGACUGUUCCCUGUUUCAUGCCCAUGUCAUACACACUAUGGUGAGUGCCUUUGUUGAAACCCACUAAAGAAACAAAUUAUAUUUGAAUAUAUUUAGACAUAUUAUGAGAUUGAAUUUAUGUACUGGUUUCGUGUCAAUAAAGUAUACUUCUGGAA
Molecule: messenger RNA, 3251 nt
Organism: Cololabis saira (Pacific saury)
Lineage: Eukaryota; Metazoa; Chordata; Actinopteri; Beloniformes; Belonidae
Gene: sh3rf2
Product: SH3 domain containing ring finger 2
Exons: 11
Coding region: 360-2864 (834 amino acids)
Biological process (GO): protein ubiquitination; positive regulation of JNK cascade; positive regulation of proteasomal ubiquitin-dependent protein catabolic process
Molecular function (GO): ubiquitin protein ligase activity; protein binding
Source: RefSeq, a predicted model, not a curated record